GGCCCUAAACUCAUGGCGGAGGCCGAUGCGACGGUGAAAUAUUAGCGUUUUAGGUUAUGUACAAAAAUGUGUAUCCGAUCUGAAUGCAUUCUGUAAAGUAAGAUAAAACCGCUUUAAAAUUUAAAUUGAGUCUUCAGAAUAUUGAUCCAGAUUCAACAUUUUUACCGUUGGCUUAGCUGUGUGUUGAGUCAAGGAAUAAAUAAAUAUCUUGUAUCGCUUAAAAUUUUCUAAACUUUUCAUCAUAAGUAGGUACAGAUUUAUUUCAAGCACAAAAUGUUGCAAUUAAAUGGUCUAAGACAUGCCCUGCAAAGGAAAUCAUUUUCUAAAAUCAGAAUCAAAAAGGAAUUUUGUCGUUGUUUUUCUUCUCACCAAAAAUUUUCAGAACAUAAGCCGAUAGAAUAUAUAAGAAAUAUUGGAAUCUCAGCCCAUAUUGACUCCGGUAAAACAACUCUCACCGAACGUAUCCUUUAUUACACAGGAAGGAUAUCAGAAAUGCAUGAGGUAAAAGGUAAAGAUAAUGUUGGAGCUACAAUGGAUUCAAUGGAAUUGGAACGCCAACGUGGAAUCACAAUACAAUCGGCAGCAACUUAUACUAUUUGGAAAGAUCACAAUAUCAAUAUCAUUGAUACUCCUGGGCACGUUGACUUCACGGUAGAGGUGGAGCGGUCGCUGAGAGUGCUCGAUGGCGCAGUUCUGGUCCUCUGCUCGGUUGGUGGAGUCCAGAGUCAAACGAUGACCGUCAAUCGACAGAUGACCCGAUACAAUGUCCCGUGCUUAGCCUUCAUCAAUAAGUUGGAUCGUCAGGGAGCCAAUCCGCACAGAGUUCUUAUGCAAAUGAGAAACAAACUGAGGCAUAACGCCGCCUUUCUUCAAUUGCCAAUAGGACUCGAAAAAAACCUCGAAGGAGUGGUUGAUCUAAUUCAUGAAAAAGCAAUCUAUUUCGACGGCGAAUACGGAGAUAUUAUCCGGGAGGAUGAAAUUCCAAAAGAGAUGAGAAGUCAAGCAAAUGAUUUUCGGCAGGAGCUUGUGGAAAGUGUUUCUAAUGCUGAUGAACGCCUUGGAGAGAUGUUCUUAGGAAAAUCACCAUCAGUGCAAGAGCUGAAAGAAGCGAUUCGUCGGGUCUGUCUAAAACGAACAUUCACUCCAGUGAUGCUUGGAAGUGCUUUGAAGAACAAGGCCAUUCAACCAUUUCUAGAUGGAGUUCUCGAUUAUCUCCCGAACCCAGGAGAAGUGGAGAACUAUGCCUUGAGAGAAAAAACCAAAGACGAAGAACCAGAAAAAAUUCUUUUGAAUCCUGUGCGAGAUGGUUCAACGCCAUUUAUCUCUCUUGCUUUCAAACUAGAAGCAGGACGUUUUGGACAGUUGACAUAUCUAAGAUGCUAUCAAGGCAAAUUGAAGAAAGGUGAUUCAAUUAUUAAUGUUCGGACCAAGAAAAGGUAUGUUCGCAUUCCUCGUUUGGUUCGGCUUCAUUCGAAUCAAAUGGAGGAUGUUGAAGACGUAUUUGCUGGCGAUAUUUUCGCAUUGUUCGGUGUCGACUGCGCCAGUGGAGAUACGUUCGUUGUCGACCCAAAUCUUAAUCUGUCACUGGAAUCGAUAUUUGUUCCUGAUCCUGUGGUUUCAAUGUCUAUCACACCUCUAACCACAAAAGAUCGUGAUAAUCUUCCAAAAGGAAUUUCAAGAUUCACAAAAGAAGACCCCACUUUUCAUUAUUAUUUCGAUGAUGAUGUCAAAGAAACCCUAGUCUCAGGAAUGGGAGAGCUGCAUCUAGAAAUCUAUGCACAGAGAUUGGAGAAGGAAUACAACUGUAAGGUGAAACUGGGAAAACCCAAGGUAUCAUUCAGAGAGACUUUAACUCAGCCAUUUGAAUUCGAUUACCUUCACAAAAAGCAGUCUGGAGGACAAGGCCAAUUUGCGCGAGUUAUUGGAGUAAUAGAGCCUUUGCCAGCACAUCAGAACACUGUGAAUAUAUUCAAAGACCUGACAGUUGGAACCAAUGUGCCGAAGCAAUUCAUCCCUGGUGUCCGAAAAGGAUUCGAACUCAUGUGCGAAAGAGGAAUGUUGACCGGACACCGAGUGUCGGGCCUGUUCUUCAAGCUGCUGGACGGAGCACACCACACGGUGGACUCGAGCGAGUACGCGUUCAACCUGGCUGCGCAGGGCGCCUUCAAGCAGGCUUGCCAGGAGGGCCAGUGGAACAUCCUCGAGCCUGUCAUGCUCGUCGAGGUGUCGGCGCCCAUCGAGUUCCAGGGUAACCUCAUAAGUCACUUGAACAAGCGAAGUGGUUUGAUCAUGUCCACCGAUAGUACGGCUGACUGGUGCACUAUAAAUGCUGAGGUUCCUUUAAAUGAAAUGUUUGGCUUUAUUGGAGAACUAAGAUCGUCAACUCAAGGCAAGGGUGAAUAUUCAAUGGAAUACUCUAGGUACACUCCUUGCAAUCAAGCUGUUACUGAAGAAUUAAUAAGGAAAUAUGACGAAAGCCGAGGAAUUGUUCGUGAAGAUGAGAAGAAAAAGAAGAAAAAUUGAUGUUCUCUUCAAAGUAUAUAGACAUGAAGUUUGCUGUUAUUGUCGUUACCAACAGAAAGAAAAGCUAGCAAGACCAACAGUGGUGUUCACAGUUACUGUGAAUGUGGAUCACGUCUGUUUCUAUUUGUGUUGUUACAAAUAAGCUGUAAAUAUUGUAAAUAUAGCUGUUUCAUCAUA
This is a messenger RNA of Nilaparvata lugens (brown planthopper), 2700 nucleotides long. RefSeq names its product elongation factor G, mitochondrial (gene mEFG1). Lineage: Eukaryota; Metazoa; Arthropoda; Insecta; Hemiptera; Delphacidae. The transcript is spliced from 15 exons. The record is from RefSeq and is a predicted model, not a curated record. Gene Ontology annotation, biological process: mitochondrial translational elongation. Gene Ontology annotation, molecular function: GTPase activity; translation elongation factor activity; GTP binding. Gene Ontology annotation, cellular component: mitochondrion. Bases 274 to 2523 code for a protein of 749 amino acids.